AUGCAAACCCUAACUUUACUGGAUGGUCACUGGAAAGACGGGGAUGUCGUUUUGAAUGUUGGUUGUGGGACUGGCAAUGAAACGAUAAUGAUAGUUGAAAUGGACAAUGUCAGCAGUGUGAUAGGUAAUGUUUAUGCAGCGCCGUGCGCUGGCUAUACGCCAUUAAUGCAGACAUUUGGUACUAUCUUAUCAGGGCAUGAUUUUGAACAACCAACAUCUGGAUACACGCUGGCUCUCUCUGAUGGUCACUGGAAAGACGGGGAUGUCGUUUUGGAUGUUGGUUGUGGGACUGGCGACGAAACUAAACUGAUCGCGGAAAUGGACAAUGUCAGCAGUGUGAUAGGUGUUGACAUUUCACCGCAAAUGAUUGAGUAUGCGAAGACGCAACACGUGAUUUCUAAAAAAGUGGAGUACAUACAAGGAGAUGUAUGUCGACUAGUAGAAGAACAUCCACAGUUAAGUAAUCAUUUCACAAAGGUUGUUUCAUUCAGUUGUUUUAAUUGGUUUGAAAAUCAAAAAGACGCACUUAAAAAUGUUUCCGCGUGUUUAAGUGAUGGCGGUGAAUGUGCAAUCCAUAUGUCCUACAAAAGCAACCCAGUACAUGAUGCUAAUGUGCAGAUGAAUCGCCAUGAACAAUGGAAAGACCAACUACAGGGUUUCAAUGACGGACUUUAUUUAUAUCCGGGGAGCCCCGCAGAAUUUGCUGAAGUUGUAAAGACAUGUGGCUUUACUGACGUCAAGUGUUAUUCUGAUGACGUAAUAACUAAAAUGCAUUCGACAGAAGAUAUGAAAGAUUCCUUUAGAGCCAUUCUUGGUCAGCUUAAUGUUAUACCACCAAAUCAACACGAAGAUUUCCUUCAAGACUGGCUUCAUGUAUUUGACAAGAUUAAUUCUCAUGAUGGUUCUGAGACCAGGAUUUAUAAUAUUCCCUCACUAUUUGUUUGGGCAAGAAAGUGA
Saccoglossus kowalevskii is the source of this 957-nucleotide messenger RNA. RefSeq names its product juvenile hormone acid O-methyltransferase-like. Lineage: Eukaryota; Metazoa; Hemichordata; Enteropneusta; Harrimaniidae. The record is from RefSeq and is a predicted model, not a curated record. Gene Ontology annotation, molecular function: S-adenosylmethionine-dependent methyltransferase activity.